Molecule: messenger RNA, 231 nt
Organism: Gryllus bimaculatus (two-spotted cricket)
Lineage: Eukaryota; Metazoa; Arthropoda; Insecta; Orthoptera; Gryllidae
Source: the annotation of a GenBank genome assembly
AUGAAGAGGUAUCCGGCGAAUCCCUCGCAACGCUGUGAGCAUCUCCUGCCAGCGCCCGUGUCUCUCGUCUCAAUCACCCGCUCGCUCCGCAUCGUCGCCAAAGCCCCCUGCCACUACCCACCAUCAUUGCCAUUUUCUUUCCGUAUGCCUCUGCGACUUUCAAGUGCUCUUGCCCCACAAAGUGAGUGCCUGGUUUCCAUCUUGAGUGUUUCGAAAUUUGCUGUAUGGUAA